AUGGAGGAUCCUCUCUUUCUAUACUCAGCACUCAACACCACCAGUCUCCCCACUGCUCUCCCCCUCAACGUCAUGAUCAACAACAGUACUGUUACUGACCUCAUGACCAACGCUACGUUCAAACCCUUCAAUGUGUUUGAGGGGUGUGAAGAGAUGGUGGCAGGGAUCCUCUUCGACCUGACUGUUCAGACCUUCAACGUGAUCCUGGGACUCCCUGCUAACAUCUUAGUCCUGGUGAUUCUGCUCCGGAGCCGUAAGGAGCCGUCCUCCUCAGACAUCUUUCUUGGCUGUCUGGCCUUCAUGGACGCUUACUUCGGCAUCAUGGUCCCCUUCAGCUAUCUGAACUUCUACUACUGGCACAGCAAGGACGUCUGGUCCGCUCUCAAGUUCUCCUACGGCGUCAAGGACGCCAGCGGUCCUCUGUUCCUGUCCUGUAUCUGUUUGGAUCGGUUCGUGGCGGUCCUCUUCCCACUCGCCUACGGCCAGCUGAAGGAUACCAAGUACAGGGUGGCUCUCUCCGCGGUGGUCCUGGGGCUCACUUUCACCUACGCCUCCGCCAAGACCGUCGGGGGCCUGCCCAACUUCGAGAAGGUGUUGACAGGGACGAUCCUGGCAACGUUUGCCUGGAUGGUGUUGUGUAACGGGGCCAUCCUGGUGGCCCUGAAGAGUUCCAGAGGCUCUGGGAAGGACAACAUGCACCCCAUGAAGAAGAAAGCCUUCAAGAUGGUGAUGUCGGUCCUGUCCAUCAUCGUGUUCAACUACUUGCCGCCGGUGGCUCUGUUCCCUUUUGAGGACCACUACCCUCCGGAUACGUUCCGCUGCCUGGUGCAGCCGGUGGGGUAUGCCUUCAUUAACAUCAGCAGUAGUAUCCAGCCAAUCAUCUACCUCUCUAGACUGGAGAAGAUCCCUUUCCUCCCUGACGCCUGGACCAAGUGGUGCUGCUCCUCUAACUUGAAGGUCAAGGAGGUGAAGGUGGAGACCAUCUCGCCUGCUUAA
Molecule: messenger RNA, 996 nt
Organism: Coregonus clupeaformis (lake whitefish)
Lineage: Eukaryota; Metazoa; Chordata; Actinopteri; Salmoniformes; Salmonidae
Product: G-protein coupled receptor 183-like
Exons: 5
Coding region: 1-996 (331 amino acids)
Biological process (GO): phospholipase C-activating G protein-coupled receptor signaling pathway; positive regulation of Rho protein signal transduction
Cellular component (GO): membrane
Molecular function (GO): G protein-coupled receptor activity
Source: RefSeq, a predicted model, not a curated record